Molecule: messenger RNA, 801 nt
Organism: Echinops telfairi (small Madagascar hedgehog)
Lineage: Eukaryota; Metazoa; Chordata; Mammalia; Afrosoricida; Tenrecidae
Gene: CFAP126
Product: cilia and flagella associated protein 126
Exons: 5
Coding region: 13-681 (222 amino acids)
Biological process (GO): cilium organization
Cellular component (GO): ciliary basal body
Source: RefSeq, a predicted model, not a curated record
AGUAGCAGGAUCAUGGCUACUAACUACAGUGCUAACCAGUAUGAAAAAGCUUUCUCAUCCAAGUAUCUGCAGAACUGGUCUCCCAGCAAGUCAACAAAAGAGAGCAUUUCUUCCCAUGAAGGCUAUACUCAGAUUAUCGCCGAUGAUCGAGGUCACCUGUUACCUUCAGUGCCCCGCUCCAAGGCAAGUCCUUGGGGUUCCUUCAUGGGUACCUGGCAAAUGCCUCUGAAGAUACCUCCUGCUCGGGUGACUCUGACCUCACGUACCAUGGCUAGUGCUGCCUCCCUCACCAAAUGGAUACAGAAAAAUCCUGAUUUGCUGAAGGCCUCCAAUGGACUAUGUCCUGAAAUCUUAGGCAAGCCUCAUGAUCCAGACGGUCAGAAGAAACUCGGGAAGAAGACUAUGACAAAGACCGUGCAGCAAGCACCAAAUACAACCAUAAUCCCAAACUCCCCAGCCGCAAACUGCAAUUCCCCCGAGCAACUCCAAAGCCCACAUCCGUCUGCAGGUCACACUCCAGCUCUCCAAAAUCCACCCACCACUCCUAACAGUGCCCCUGGGAGCCCGUGUUCACUGGAACGCUGGCAAGGACCCACUCUCACCGAGAGCCCCAAAUGCAAACCUGGGGCUCCAGAAGGGAUUCUAGGCCACACUGAGAAAGAAAACGUAUCUAAAGAUUGAGUGGAGUAAGCAAGACCAUACCUCUCACCCCACUUCCCCAGGUCAGGAAUGUGAAGGAAUAUGGUCAUUGUGGGGUGGAAGCAAAGGAAAUUUAAAAAAUAAACAUUGUUGAAUCUUCUA